AUGCAAUUCUUGCGCGGACAGGCCCUGACCCAAACUUACAUUAGACAAGAUAUUCAAGCCAGUCACAGCAUUUCUUCCCAUCAACAGGGACAAUAUCCGCAUCAAUACCAACAACAAUCUCAAGCCCCUCAAUUACCGCAGGCUGGAGGUUCGGUGUUGAGUCCUCAUGGAACAUCUACCGAUCAGCAUCGAUACUACGGGUACCAACAGAAAUUUGGGCGUCACAAACAGCUGCCACUUCAGCAACAGCUGCAACAACAACCCCCUCAACAGCAUUACCAACAAGCACUUCAGCAACUGCCGUCGCUGACUCAACUGCAUGUGUAUGAUACUACAUCAAGUACCGGGACCCUAACAUCCCCGGCAACUACAACACCGUCAACAGCUACCAUUACUCCCAAUAAUGUUUAUUAUAAUAAGGGACCUUACUACUCUGGUCAACAACCUCCAGUUUAUCAGCAACAAGUACGUGCUCCUCCAGCACAACCUCAUGCCCCUCAUAUUAUCCCUAUUCAUCAUCACCAAGGCUUGCAGCACGGUGCUUACCACCAACUGGGAAUGUUGGCUGGGCCUCCCAAAGUACCAACUCCUAGCACGGAUAAUCAUGGAUUUGGAGGACAGGGACCAUCUCAACUUUCACGACUAUCUUCAUCUGGCUCUAUGGAAGUAACACCUCAUGACUCUGAAAACCUACCACACAGUCUUACUUCACAGGAAUUGGUGAAACAGAUACAAGAAGUACUUCCCCACCCACCUUUAGUUAGUUCUGAAGUCCGUCCGGACUCCUACUCCCGAUCAAAUCAACGAAGGGCCAAACGUAAAUCUAAGUUCACCAAGAAACAAGACGAAAUGAUAGUUGCACUUAAAAGAGAAGGUAAAACUUGGGUAGAAAUAGCAGAGAUUACGGGCGUUGGUUCUUAUUUGGCAGCCAGAAAUCGGUACCAAGUUAUAGUUGGACAACAGGGGAACAACAAUAGCUCUUCUUUCAGCGUUGAUGAUAAAAACUUACUUAAGAACUUGUUAGACAUUGCUGAGUUAGAGAAGUGGAGAUUCAUAGCUGUGGAGUUGGACAAAGCCACAAGCAAAGACUUUACCGAUAAAGAGUGUCGGGACAUGAUUAAACAACUUUACAUGAGUAAUCCGGAGUCAUUUGGUAUCACUGAAGAGACUCUUCACGAGUGCAUAAAGGAAAAGAAGAUUACAGAAAAGAUUAUUUCCAGUUCCAAUGCCAGUACUAGUGAUCGAGAAUCAACAUAUAAUGAUGUGAUAGAGAAGAGCAGUGGUGCUUCUAACGCUGCCAACAUCAGUACCACCACAAUUGCAUCAUCAUCUGUAUCCAAGGAUUCUUUUGAUAAUAAGCCAGAAGCAAUAGGAAAUAAUCGUUCUCUUCUUGAAACCCAAUUCAAACCUCCGAUGGAUUCUUACAAAGGCUAUUAUCAGUAG
This is a messenger RNA of Lizanozyma spartinae, 1443 nucleotides long. It is a transcript of the gene AAF1, whose product is annotated as C2H2-type transcription factor AAF1. The transcript is spliced from 3 exons. Lineage: Eukaryota; Fungi; Ascomycota; Pichiomycetes; Serinales; Debaryomycetaceae. Bases 1 to 1443 code for a protein of 480 amino acids. The record is from RefSeq and is a predicted model, not a curated record.